Messenger RNA from Anguilla rostrata (American eel), 3721 nucleotides. RefSeq names its product 2',3'-cyclic nucleotide 3' phosphodiesterase (gene cnp). NCBI's taxonomy places the organism in Eukaryota, Metazoa, Chordata, Actinopteri, Anguilliformes, Anguillidae. The transcript has 4 exons. Gene Ontology annotation, cellular component: membrane; cytoplasm. The record is from RefSeq and is a predicted model, not a curated record. Gene Ontology annotation, molecular function: 2',3'-cyclic-nucleotide 3'-phosphodiesterase activity. Bases 1320 to 2639 code for a protein of 439 amino acids. Gene Ontology annotation, biological process: cyclic nucleotide catabolic process.
CGUGCAUGAGCUGGGUACGGUUUCCGUUUUGUUUUCUGAAUAUUCGCCAGGGGGAGAUUUCUGCAGAAGGCACUGCUUCUCAAAACGCUGAACUAGCGCUCAGUGACACGCGUUCUGUGGUGGGACACGUCUGCUGAAUCAAACUGCUGAUUGCUUGAGCAUUCAUUGAUUUCAUCCGCAAGCACUCGUCAUAUCCCACAGCUGUUGAUCACAAAUGGAAGGGCAAGAAGCAAAGCAGUCAACAUCUCCGAUGCAGGAACCAGAGCCACAAUACCCAGUGGAAGAAAAACAAGAGGGGGAGGAACCAGAAUUGCAGAAAGAGAAGCCACAUCUUGAACCAGAACCAAAGAAACAUGAGCAUUUUGAACCGGAGCUGGAAAAACAGCCAAGCCCAGAACCAGAGAAAAUGCUGGAAUCUGAAACUCAGAAACUGCCUGAACUAGAGUUGGUUAAGCAACCUGAACCAGUGAAACAACCGGAAGUUGAGAAGCAGCUGGAACUGGACACUCUAACUCAGAUGAAACCAGAUACUGAGAAUCUGCUAAAGUUUGAGCCUGCACAACAACUAGAAUUGAGCCCCGUAAAGGAGCCAGAGGUGAGCCCUGUGAAGCAGCCAGAGGUGAGCCCCGUAAAGGAGCCAGAGCUGAGCCCCGUGAAGGAACCAGAGCUGAGCCCUGUAAAGGAGCCAGAGGUGAGCCCCGUGAAAGAACCCGAGGUGAGCCCCGUGAAGGAGCCGGAGCUGAGCCCAGUGAAGGAGAUGGAACUGAGCCCUGUGAAGGAGCCGGAGCUGAGCCCCGUGAAGGAGCCGGAGCUGAGCCCCGUGAAGGAGCCGGAGCUGAGCCCCGUGAUGCAGCCAGAGCUGAGCCCGUGAAGCAGCAGAGCUGAGCCCCGUGAAGGAGCCGGAGCUGAGCCCCGUGAAGCAGCCGGAGCUGAGCCCCGUGAAGCAGCCGGAGCUGAGCCCCGUGAAGCAGCCAGAGCUGAGCCCCGUGAAGCAGCCAGAGCUGAGCCCCGUGAAGCAGCCAGAGCUGAGCCCCGUGAAGCAGCCAGAGCUGAGCCCCGUGAAGCAGCCAGAGCUGAGCCCCGUGAAGCAGCCAGAGCUGAGCCCCGUGAAGCAGCCAGAGGUGAGCCCCGUGAAGCAGCCAGAGGUGAGCCCCGUGAAGCAGACAGAACCAGAACCUGACCAACAGCCAGAGCUAGAACAUGCAAAGGAACCAGAAGCUGAGGAGAAGCAUAAAUCAAGUCCUGUGAAGCAACCAGAACCUGAGGAAACAGAGGCACAGAAAAAGCAUGAAGCAGAGGUACCUGCAAAGCAGCCAGAAAUGGAAUCUGGGAAACUGACUGAAACGGAGGCAAAGCAAGAGGCUGAGUCCGGGAAGAAUCCAAAAAUGGAGCUAGAGAAACAGGAAGAGUCUCCUCUUGGGACACAGGAAGAACAAGAGCAGCAGGCUUCUGAAGUGGAAACACCUGCGCCAAUUGUCCCAGGUUCACUUGCCUUUGCCAUCCUGGAGGAUGAGCAUACCAAGACUGCCCUGUGCAGCUCUCAUACGCUGAUAAUCCUCAGGGGCCUGCCUGGCAGUGGCAAGACCCGACUGGCUAAUGCCAUCAGGGAUCACUAUCAGAGCCUCUGCACUAUUGUCUCUGCUGAUGACUACAGUGUCAAACCUGAAAGCUCGUCAGUGGAGCAGCACAAGGCCAUAGAUGAGGCGGUAGUAGCCUCUUGCACCUCUGGAACCGCAGUGGUAGUGGUGGAUGACACUAACCACGCUCAUGGUCGUCUAGCUAGGCUGGUUGAGCUUGCAGAGCAGCACCAGUACUACACCCUCUUCUUGGAACCCCGCACUGAAUGGAGCCAAGAUGUGGAGCAGCUGGUCCAAAAGACCCGUCGUGGACUAGACAAGAACCAGAUUCAGGCCUUGAAGGGCCCACUGGAGGAGGCAUGCCUGCCCCUCUUCUUUGGCUGGUUCCUGUGUCCCACCUUUCAGGACAAGCUGAGAAACAUGGCAAAAGAUUUCUUGAAAAACCUUCAGGGCUUGGAAGAUUUCAAGAAACACCUCAGUGACUUUACUGGUGAAGCCGAGAAAGAGGUGGUUCUGGAGCAGUAUUUUCAAGACAAAGGCAUGCUCCACUGCACCACCAAGUUCUGUGACUACGGGAAAGCAGAGGGCUCCAAGGAGUAUGCGGAGCAGUUGGCUGUGAAGGAUCGCUAUGGCAGCAUGUCUGAGCUGAAGCUGAGUGCGCUCUUCCUCACCCCGCGCACGCUAGGCGCGAGGGUGUCCCUCACUGAGGAGCAGCUGCAGCUGUGGCCUGCCGGCGCGGAGAAGGAGGCCAUGCCUGACGCCGACCUGCCGGCCGGCAGCCGCGCCCACAUCACUCUGGGCUGCGCGGAGGGUGUGGAGCCGCUGCAGACGGGCCUGGACCUCCUGGAGCUGGUGCUUCUGCAGCAGCAGGGCCAGGAGGGCGAGCAGGUGCAGGACCUGGAUCUGGGGCCGCUCGCCUACUACGGCAAGGGCAUGUGGGUGCUGAACCUGCGCGAGUCCAGCCUUGCCCGGGCCUGCUUCUGCAGCUACUACGGCCCGAAGAAGGACGAUGGCAAGAAGGAAGCCGAGAAGAAAAAGAAGUUCAAGUGCAACCUCCAGUAAAGCAGGCAGCAGUAUUGGUUGGGUAGCUCAAACUCUGCUUUUUUGUUUUUGGUGUAGGUCAUGCAUGCUGUUAGAUGUUUUUCCUCCUCUGGUUAGGGCAACUGGGGGAGUUUGUUAGUCGGCCCACAGCCUUGGAAAACCCUGCCCCCCCUCUGCUCAGCAGCACAACCAAAGAGGCCUUGAAACCGGUGUAUGGUUCCACUGUGCUCUAUGUUCAGUCACUGUUGUCAUCAGUUAUACAACUGCUUGAUGGCUGCUUCACUACCCGCCAUACUUCAACACACAAUACCCCCACAUUUAGCGUUCUCAAGUAUUGAGGUGGGGCUAUGUAGUCAGUGGGUGUGGGUUUCUGAGAUUGUUUAUACUCAUUGAAUAAUGAUGUAUUAAGUUUGCACAUACAGAGAAGUUAUCCCCCUCUGAUAAUUGACAUGUUGCAUGCUGGGUAAAUUGCAAAGCUGCCUUAUGAAUUACUCAAAGUGCAUUUUGUGACUGGUUCAUCUCCCGUGGGUUGCAGUUAUGAAUUGAAUGUUAGAGCCGUGUUGUGGUAUUCCUUGUGCGUGUUUAUGGGCAUGGAGGGGAAAGCAAUGUAAUUUUCAUCAUGGGCCAAAGAGAUGCUCUUGGGCGUAUGUCAAUGUGAGUGUUCUUUGUGAUGUCUUAGACUGUGAACUUCAUAGAGAUCCUUCCUGCAAAAUGCUUUGCACAGUGCUGCUGUACACAAAGGGAGAAUACUGAUGAAUGUGCAGUUUGUAGCAUUAGAUUGUUAAGGUAAUUAGUGUACACCAAUUUCUGUGAAUCUUUUUUUUUUUUUUUUUUUUUUUACUGGCUCAUUAUGGCAUUUCCACAUCAUGUGAAAGUAGACAUACUCUAAAUUGCACUUAAUUUUGCUCUUUCUCUCGCUCUGUGGUACUUAACAUUGCUCCUAACACACUACGAUAAUGUCAACUGUUUUAUAACUUGAACUGAUAAUGUAGAGCUGCAGUUAACUAUGCUUAUGUAGUCCUUACAAGAAGGUACUAUAUUUUUGCACUUAUGUAAUUCUUUUUCUUUUUGUACACUAAAUAAAAAAUCUGUUUGGCUCCAAA